Pelmatolapia mariae (spotted tilapia) is the source of this 1225-nucleotide messenger RNA. RefSeq names its product timeless interacting protein (gene tipin). Gene Ontology annotation, cellular component: replication fork protection complex; nucleus. The coding region runs from base 97 to 975 and encodes 292 amino acids. The transcript is spliced from 8 exons. The record is from RefSeq and is a predicted model, not a curated record. Gene Ontology annotation, molecular function: DNA binding. Gene Ontology annotation, biological process: replication fork arrest; replication fork processing; DNA replication checkpoint signaling. Lineage: Eukaryota; Metazoa; Chordata; Actinopteri; Cichliformes; Cichlidae.
UUCGUUCCUGUGGAGGGAAAAAAGGCGCAUCUUAGAAGCUGAAGUUGAGAGUUGUAGCGUUUCUCUGUCGACUGCUCAUAACAGGACCGACUCACCAUGCUUGACCCACAGGAAAAACGCCCGCAUGACAUUCCUGCCUAUGAUGGCAUAGAGGAUGAAGCUUUCCCCCCACUCCCACCACCACACUCCCCAGGCCGGGGAGGCCAGGAGGAAGGAGACCCUUUUGCAGACGGAGAUGAAGGUGAGGUAUCACAGCUGGCUGAUGUCCCUACUGCUAAAAGGAGAGGUGUGAAGAGACCCCAACCCAAGCUGGACUCCCACAGGCUGAUAUCAGAUAGAGGGCUUCCAGCUCUGGGCACUCUCUUUGACAAUAUCCAGUUCAAAGGCAAAGGACACGAGGCUGCAGACCUGCGGCUGCUGGUGCAGAAGAUGGAGAACUGGGCCCACAGGUUGUAUCCCAAAUUACAAUUUGAAGAUUUUAUUGACAAAGUGGAAAGGCUCGGCAGCAAAAAGGAAGUGCAGACAUGUCUUAAACGAAUACGACUGGACAUGCCCCUGACACAUGAAGAUUUUACAAGUACAGAUGGUGCUGGUGACGAAGAGGUACAGCGUGAACUGGAAACAUUUGGGGAUCCUGAUCUAUUCAGCAGAGAGAGCUUUGUUAAUGGUCCCCAAGGGCAGAUCGCCGAAGCCCUCGCUCCCCCACCCUCUCUGACCGAAGAGCAGCGGAAACGCAUUGAGCUGAACAGACAGCGGGCCCUGGAAAAGAGGCUCGCACGCCAGCAGCAGCAGCAAAUUGGCCCUUCAGACUCUCAGACUGCUGACAUGUUAGGAGACAAACCUCCAGCUGCGUCCUCACCAAAUGUCAUCAACAGUUCUACCAAUGGAGAUGAAACUGUAGAAGAUCCUGACCUCGAGCCUACCAACAACACCUCCACGCAACAAACCAGCCCACUUCCCCCCCAAAGACUCUGAGCCCGCUGAGACCGGCCUCAGCCCUGAGCAACAACCCAGCAAGGACUGUAAAGAAGGGGAUUAAAGUUCACAUGCAGCACAGUUUCUGCUGAAAAGCUUUGGCAGUGAGCAGAUUUAAAGGUUUCCCAAUUUUCGUGCCUGCUCAUUCGAGUAAUGUUGUGCAUUUCUGGUGGUUUAUAUCUUGAGCACAUGUUCCUACUGUGACGUCAGCUUUGGAUUAGCAAAGACAUUUAUACUUAUAAUCAAUGGA